AGCUGAAGGCUGCAUGGUGGUUUCAGAAACUGCCUACUUAAUUUGAAAAGAACAAUGGUAGGAAAAGCUAGAUCUUCCAAUUUUACCUUAUCUGAAAAGCUUGAUUUGUUAAAGCUUGUGAAGCCAUAUGUUAAAAUUCUGGAAGAACACACUAACAAACAUUCAGUAAUAGUGGAAAAGAAUAGAUGUUGGGAUAUCAUAGCAGUUAACUAUAAUGCAACUGGAGUAGACCGCCCUCCUCGAACAGCGCAGGGCCUACGCACUCUUUACAAAAGGCUCAAAGAAUAUGCCAAACAGGAGCUAUUGCAGCAAAAAGAGACCCAAUCAGAUUUUAAAAGCAAUAUUUCUGAGCCAACCAAGAAAGUUAUGGAGAUGAUUCCCCAGAUUUCCAGUUUUUGCCUGAUAAGAGACAGGAACCACAUACAAAGUGCAAACUUGGAUGAGGAAGCACAGGCUGGUACAAGUUCACUACAGGUAAUGUUGGACCACCAUCCAGUUGCUAUUACAGUGGAGGUGAAGCAAGAAGAAGACAUUAAGCCCCCUCCUCCACUGGUUUUAAAUUCUCAACAGAGUGAUACUUUAGAGCAAAGAGAAGAACAUGAAUUAGUACAUGUUAUGGAAAGAUCUUUGUCACCGUCACUUUCCUCUGUUGAUAUGAGAAUGACAUCGUCUCCAUCUUCUAUCCCAAGGAGAGAUGAUAUUUUUCGGCAUGAAAGUGGAGAAAAUUUUAGGUCACUGUUAGGGUAUGAUCCUCAGAUUCUGCAAAUGCUGAAAGAGGAGCAUCAGAUAAUUUUAGAAAAUCAAAAAAAUUUUGGAUUAUAUGUUCAGGAGAAGAGGGAUGGAUUGAAAAGAAGGCAGCAGCUAGAGGAAGAGCUGCUAAGAGCAAAAAUUGAAGUGGAGAAGCUGAAAGCAGUUCGCUUACGGCAUGAUCUAUCUGAAUAUAAUAGUCUCUAAGAUUUUUUUUUGCAGUCUUGCAAUUUGAUAAUUUUAAUUUUGGCCAAAUUACUUUCAUUUGGGAAUAUCCUGAAGCAGAGUAUAUAUUCUUUUUUUUUUUUUUUGGCCACGCCGCAUGGCAUGUAUGAUCUUAGUUCCCUGACCAGGGAUCGAACCCACGCCCCCUGCAGUGGAAGCACAGACUCUUAACCACUGGACCACCAGGGAAGUCCCAGAGUAUAUAUUCUUAAAAAAUAUUGUUAAUCUCUAUUAUGAAAAAGGCUUUUUGACAUGAUUUUCUAAUUAUUUAAUUUUCCUUUGAUACAUAUUAAAACGCUGAUUGGUAUGGUUAUAAA
Balaenoptera ricei (Rice's whale) is the source of this 1289-nucleotide messenger RNA. RefSeq names its product fibrinogen silencer binding protein (gene FSBP). The transcript has 2 exons. NCBI's taxonomy places the organism in Eukaryota, Metazoa, Chordata, Mammalia, Artiodactyla, Balaenopteridae. The record is from RefSeq and is a predicted model, not a curated record. Bases 55 to 954 code for a protein of 299 amino acids.